Messenger RNA from Venturia canescens, 1371 nucleotides. Its product is annotated as leucine-rich repeats and immunoglobulin-like domains protein 2. Gene Ontology annotation, molecular function: protein binding. Gene Ontology annotation, cellular component: extracellular matrix. Lineage: Eukaryota; Metazoa; Arthropoda; Insecta; Hymenoptera; Ichneumonidae. The transcript has 2 exons. The coding region runs from base 282 to 1244 and encodes 320 amino acids. The record is from RefSeq and is a predicted model, not a curated record.
CUGAAGGAAAUAUUGAAAUUCAAAAAUACUCUCUGCGAGCAAGUGAUUCUACUUUUUACACAUUUGAUGAAAUAAUGUCCGCAUCCCCCUCCCCUCUCAUAAACGUUUCUAGCGUUUCAGAAACGAGAUAUAUUGCGCGAUCGGCAACCUGGUUCAAUUAAUAGUUAAUCGACGUUAUCUGGGAGCAUACGACCGGAAAGAUCGUGCCGAAAAACGAGCGUACGUGUUACUUCUAACGAGCUCGCUUGUGCUGAAGAUACGAGAAGAAGGACUGAUCGAACAUGUUGAUUUUUCUGGCCAUAUUGUUUCUUGGCGUUUCAACAAAAGCGUGCACUUUGAUACGGAGCAAUUAUUGUAUCACCAUAGAAAAUGAUAUUCUGAAGGAUGUUUAUAGUACCUCCGCACUAUCAGACGAGUUAGACCUCUCGGGUUUGGGUUUGAAGAAAAUCGAUGAAAAGGCAAAUCUUGACAGCCUCAGCGAAAUAAGAAAUCUUAGUUUGGCCAAUAAUCACUUGAGCCGAUUGCAGCCGUUGAUUUUUUAUAGCUUGUUCAAUCUGGAACAUCUUUCAUUAGCGAACAACAAUUUGAAACAAUUACAAUACGCUUUUUAUACCCUGCCACACCUUCGGACACUCGACAUCAGAAACAACAACAUGAAAGUCCUGUACACCGGCAGCUUUUACGGGCUUCCUGACAACACGGAAAUUCUAAUAGAUGGUAAUGAUUUUGGGCCAUUGAAAGACGACCAUUUCAAAAAACCAUUUCCACUUUUGGAAGUUUGCAUGGACGACGGCGUUAUUCAAUAUGUAAAGGACUUUGAUUCCGAGUACGAUGAGAAGAUAGAAAACGCAAAUUGUCCAAAGAUAUUCCGGCCUCUUUUAUAUGAUAUUCUUUCCCUUGGUAUGGAGGGCAUCAGAGGCUUCGCCGAAGGAUGGUACCGUCUCGGCGAUCUCAAUGUCACAUUUCUCGAUCUGCAGUUUAACGAAAUCGAUGAAAUUACGAGUGAAAUGCUCAACGACCUUCCGGAACGUUUGACUGGAGUUAAUCUCUCUUGGAACAAAAUCACAAAAGUGAAAGAAGACGUGAUCGUAAACUAUUUCUUGCGGCACUUGGACUUGAGGGAGAAUCGCAUCUCCGUGAUCGAAGACGACGCUUUCGCGAAAACCAACCUCAACGAAAUGAUACACGGAGAAAACGGAUUUGUUUUUGAUAGUGAGGAACGUCCUAUUUUUGAAGAAUUUUAAAAGUAUUUGGCCACGGAUUACCAACAAUAUAGUAUUUUUUGAAUUUUCCUACUUUUCGUCCCUUUAAUUUUGAACAUAAGUGGAAAUGUAUUGUAAAUCACAAAUAAAUCACAAAGUUAACGGAUCA